AUGAACAACAAUACCACCAGGAGAGCUAGAGUCCCUAGCCCUAUCAAGAGGGAAAAGCGAUCAAGGAAGAGACACCACUCCGCUGAUCGCUCUCGUUCACCAAUUAGCCUUUCACCCAUUGUUGAUGUGAAAUGGCAUGAAAGAGUUAAUUUAUUCGUCGAGACAGAACGACAAAAGCGGCAAUUUCAUAAAGAAUUGGACCAGAAGCAACUGCUUAAUUGUAUUAAGAGCAGUUGCAGGAAGCUUGUGCAUUAUUGUGGAUUGACGGUUAAUCAUGGAGGAGCUCCUCUUAAUGAACAGGGAGGAAAUAUGCCUCAGCAAGAGCAACAACAACAACAGAACAAUAAUCAACAACUCUAUAACGUCCGCCGAUUCCCGAAAAAUUUUAAAUUGCGUAAAGAAGAUUUAUGUGUAGCGUGUAUGGAGCGUCCACCCGUAACUCUUCAUCUGUGUGGUCACGUCACCUUCUGUUUCUGGUGCACGGAGAAAGCGAUGACUGACCACCGAAACAGUAUUCUGCAUGCUAUUCCAGGGCAAUCAGUACAACCGAUAACGUGUGCAAUUUGCAGAAAUCAGAGUUCAUUUCGAAGAAUUACACGUUUUUAAUGUUUUUUUUAUUAUUAAUUUUUAAUGCUCCUCUUAUUUUUACUCCUCCCAAAUGCUCCU
This is a messenger RNA of Meloidogyne enterolobii, 666 nucleotides long. NCBI's taxonomy places the organism in Eukaryota, Metazoa, Nematoda, Chromadorea, Rhabditida, Meloidogynidae. The record is from the annotation of a GenBank genome assembly.